This is a messenger RNA of Oreochromis niloticus (Nile tilapia), 3209 nucleotides long. RefSeq names its product E3 ubiquitin-protein ligase TRIM39-like. Bases 1057 to 2721 code for a protein of 554 amino acids. Gene Ontology annotation, molecular function: protein binding; zinc ion binding. NCBI's taxonomy places the organism in Eukaryota, Metazoa, Chordata, Actinopteri, Cichliformes, Cichlidae. The transcript is spliced from 3 exons. The record is from RefSeq and is a predicted model, not a curated record.
AAUAGAAGUAUACAUUUGUAUACAGGUUUUUAACAGUUAAUGCAAAAAUAUUUGUUCCUUUUUAAAGAACUUAUUUUAACAUUGCACUCAACAACAAACAAAAAAGUAACUUCAAGGGCCAAAUUACAUUAUAUUUCUUCAUGUCAAUAUACGUGGUAGGAGUAACGUGGGCCGUAAGUUUAAGAUCCCUGCAUUAAACUUUAUAUAACAACAACAACAGCCCCAGGGAUCUGUCCUGGGGCCCCUUCUUUUCAUUAUCUACCUUCUACCGCUUGGACAUAUUUUCCGUAAAUACAAUAUCCAUUUCCACUGUUAUGCCGAUGACACCCAGCUUUAUCUGUCCACUAAACCUGAUUCUGCUCUUCCCCCAUCCUCCCUCACCCUCUGCUUAGCUGAACUAAAUUCAUGGUUCUCUUCUAAUUUUCUUAAACUCAAUAGUAAUAAAUCCGAGCUCCUCUUAGUAGGCACUAAAUCAACAUUAUCCAGAACCAACAGUUUCUCUAUUACUAUCAAUAACUCACCGGUCUCCAUUUCUUCCUCUGUGAAAAGUUUGGGUGUCAUCCUUGACAGUACUCUAUCUUUCAAUUCACACAUUAAUAAUGUCACUCGGUCUGCAUAUUUUCAAUUGCGCGACAUUAAUCGUCUCCGUCCUUUUCUCACCUCACAUGCCACUGCCAUUCUUGUCCAUAGCCUUGUUACUUCCCGGAUUGAUUAUUGUAAUUCACUUCUUUUUGGUCUUACUCAAAAAUCCAUCCAUAAGCUUCAACGCAUCCAGAAUUCUGCUGCCCGUAUCAUCACCAGGACCCCUUCUAUCCACCACAUCACUCCUGUUCUGCAGCAGCUUCACUGGCUCCCGGUCAACUUAAUGAUGGAUUCCUCACUUGCACUGACAUCUCUUUGGGCCUCAUAUUUUAAAGUGAAAAAUGAAAAGCUAUAAAAAAAAAAAUCAACAGUAUGAAGCAACUUCAUUUAUGAUGAAAUCACGAUGGAACCGACCUCAUCUGGCUAUGAAACAGCUUGUUACCUAAUUGUCCCAUUACCUGUGAGCUUCUGCAAAUGAGUGACAAGAGUGCAGACAUGUUUGCUGCCAGUAAUCUGCGACCUGAAGAUCAGUUUUUGUGCUCCAUCUGCCUGGAUGUGUUCACUGAUCCAGUCACCACACCAUGUGGACAUAACUUCUGCAAAAACUGCAUCACCCAGAACUGGGACAUUAAUGUGAGGUGCAAGUGUCCCCUGUGUAACAAACUGUUCAAGAGACGACCUGAACUGGAGAUAAACCAUUUGUUCUCUGAGGUGGUUGCUCAGUUCAGAGAUGAAACUCAACAGAAUGCAAACAGCAACUCAGAGCAACAAGCUGCCAAACCAGGAGAAGUUCCCUGUGACUACUGCACUGGAACCAGACUGAGGGCCCUGAAGUCCUGCCUGGUGUGUCUGACCUCCUACUGUGAGACUCACCUAGAACCUCAUCUGACAAUCAAAGGUCUGAAAAGACAUCAGCUGAUUGAGCCUGUGGAGAACCUGGAAGGCAGGAUGUGUACAAAGCACGAUAAACAUCUGGAGCUGUUCUGUAAGACUGAUCAGACAUGUGUCUGCACGCUCUGCUCUGUUUUAGACCACAAGACUCAUGAGUUUGUUCCUCUGAGAGAAGAAUCUGAAGAAAAGAAGACAGAGCUGAGGAAGAUGGAUGAUGAAAUUCAGGAAAUGAUCGAGAAGAGACGACAGAAGAUUCAGGAGAUCAAUGAGUCAGUGAAGAUGAGUAAAGAUGCUGCAGACAAACAGAAAACAGAAGGUGUUCAGAACUUCACUGUUCUGAAGGAGUUUAUUGAGAAAGGCCUGAAGAAGGUCAUAAAGGAGAUAGAAGACAAACAGGAAACAACAGAGAAACAGGCUGAAGGUCUCAUCAAGGAGCUGGAAGAGGAAAUCUCAGAGCUGAAGAAGAGGAGCUCUGAGCUGAAGCAGGCCUCACGCUCUGAAGACCACCUCCACUUUAUUCAAAGCUUCUCAUCUCUGAAAGCUGUUCCACCUACCAAGGACUGGACAGAGGUCAUCGUCCUUCCACCAACAUAUGAGGGGACUGUGAUGAGAGCUGUGGCUCAGCUGGAGGAGACACUCAAAAAACACUUUAAGAAGCUGCUUGCUAAGGCUGAGCUGAGGAGGGUCCAGCAGUAUGCUGUGGAUGUGAGUCUUGAUCCUGAUACAGCACAUCCUGAGCUCAUCUUGUCUGAUGAUGGAAAACAAGUGAAUUUUGGCAAUGUGAAUCAGAGUCUUUCAGACAACCCAAAGAGAUUCACAGUUUUUGCAAAUGUUUUAGGAAGGCAGGGUUUCUCUUCAGGUAGAUUUUACUUUGAGGUUCAGGUUAAAGGAAAGACUGACUGGAUUUUAGGAGUGGCCAGAGAGUCAGUGAACAGGAAGGGAGGAAACUCAGUAAAGCCUCAGGAUGGUUUCUGGGCUCUAUGGCUGAGGAACAACAACGAGUACACAGCAUGUACUGGCCCAGCAGCCGUUCUCUCUCUGGCGUCUGCUCCUGAUAAAGUGGGAGUGUUUGUGGAUUAUGAGGAGCGUCUGGUCUCCUUUUAUGAUGUGGAUGCAGCAGCUUUUAUCUACUCCUUUACUGGCUGCUCCUUCACUGAGAAACUCUACCCAUGCUUCAAUCCCUGCAAUAAUGAUAAUGGUAAAAACUCUGCACCUCUCCUGAUCACUCCUAUCAAUCGCAUUAACUAGACUGGAAAAGUUAUUGCAUUUUAUUUGAAAGCGGUCUAGUGUCAAUUAAACCAAGUGAGCACAAAAACAUUUAGGAAAUGUUCUUGAAGAGAAACAAAAAGCAUAUCUUUAAAUGUGUACAUACACAUAUUUGAUUACAUUCAAUAUAAUCAAAUGUUGGAUUCUGAAACUUUAAAGCUGUGUUAUUCAUAUUUAUUAAAAAACUUUUUGGUUAAUGACAGCUUCUGAUAAAUGUGUCAGUUCUUAGUUGCGGAACAGUUUUUAAGUUGUAUGUAUGUUUACUGCAGAAAGAGUAUUCAUUUCAGAGGCGAGACCAGCCAAUAAGUGCCUUCAUCCAAGAAUCUGGCUUUGACAAUCUGUAAUUAUGUCGUCAACAAUGAUGUGUUUGAAUGCUGUCUCCACCAUAAGACAUGUUUUCUCAAUCAUCAUGUAUAACAUGUCGUUGAUAUUAUGUGCCUGUCUGUGUGUGUGUGUGUAUGUAAUAUAUA